Phytophthora infestans T30-4 is the source of this 1230-nucleotide messenger RNA. RefSeq names its product metalloprotease family M12A, putative. The coding region runs from base 1 to 1230 and encodes 409 amino acids. Lineage: Eukaryota; Oomycota; Peronosporomycetes; Peronosporales; Peronosporaceae. Gene Ontology annotation, molecular function: zinc ion binding; metalloendopeptidase activity. The transcript has a single exon. Gene Ontology annotation, biological process: proteolysis. The record is from RefSeq and is a predicted model, not a curated record.
AUGCUGCUCCCGACGUUGCUUCUGCUCUCGUGGGGCGCUUGUGUGUGGGCACGACCCGCUGCGUGCAACGUCGACGGUGUCCAGAUUGAACAUGGCAGUGCCAGAUACUUAACGGGACGAGCUCAUCGCCCCGGUAGCAUCUACGCGCGGUGUCUGUACGGAGCCGCGACGUGUUUCGAAGACCGCGGACUGGUAGACGCGCCUCAGUGGAUCAAUAGUCGGGAAGUGGACUGCUUUGAGGCCACUGAACGCCGUCGCCUGGGUGUAGCCAUCAUUCUGGAGGAGGAUAUCUGGCCUGACCAUAUUGUAUGGUACCGUAUCAAUGGUACCUUCUCGGACUACGAGCUGGACGUCAUCAACACCGCCAUAGACCUGUACAGCAAGGCGGAGGUGAAUGUGACGCUAGAGGAGUGCAAACCGAUCUCCAAAUGUAAAGGCAAAUACGUCAGUAUCGAGCAGAACGAAGACGCGUGCUACGGGAUGGUCGGGUACGUGAACGACGGCAAGCCGCAGAUCAUGAACCUGGGCGAGAGCUGCUUCACCGGCGGUCCGGGCAACGUCGUCCAUGAGAUUGGCCACGCUAUGGGACUUUAUCAUGAACACACGCAUCCAGAUAGAGAGGUUAUUGUGCUGACUGACCAAAACUUGCCGGUCUCGGCAGAGAACUACGGUAAGAAGACGAGCAAGGAGGCGACGCUCAAGCCGUACGACCCCCAGUCCAUCAUGCACUACGGUCGUACGGCUGGUCUCUGCUUCCCGAAGGCGCAAUACCCCCUCAAAGCCUUCUGCGACGUGGAGACGGUUAAGAACUGCAUCCAACCAGUGGAACAACACUGUAAUUCGAGUCGAGACGCAGAGAUUGGAACGCGCACGGUACUCAGCGCUGGCGACAUCUACACGCUACGCAUGCUCUACGGCUCCAAGGACAACGCCACAGUGCGCGACGUGAAGAUUCCUACAGUGAAAUCCUCGGCUGCUGGCAGUGUCGGCUCCCCCGAUUCCCUCACGGACGUGGUCAAACGUACGACAUCCAAGUCAAAGAAGGCUUCAACUACGGAAGCCCGGUCUUUAGACAAGCGAACGUCUGUGUCGACGUCCGACUACACGCCUGGGGAUGUUCACGGCGAAGGAAGCAGUAAAGACGGGUCUGUAGCUGAGUUAUUGGAAUGGUGGGAGAACUUAGAAAACACCAUCCAGAUCCAGAAGAAAAAGACGUCGGCUUCGAAUUAA